UCAACUCGUAUCUUACCUCUACGGAAGCAGCGUCGCUCGGCGCCCCACUCCACGCAGGCGCAGAAGCAGGAGCCGGCUGAGGAGGCGGGGUUUCGGGUCGGGCUGAGCAAGAUGGCGGAGCGCGGCUACAGCUUUUCUCUCACCACCUUCAGCCCUUCUGGAAAGCUUGUUCAGAUUGAAUAUGCUUUGGCGGCUGUUGCAGCAGGAGCCCCAUCGGUUGGAAUUAAAGCGGCAAAUGGCGUGGUGCUGGCAACAGAGAAAAAGCAAAAGUCCAUUCUGUAUGAUGAACGAAGUGUCCACAAAGUAGAGCCCAUCACCAAACAUAUCGGCUUGGUAUAUAGCGGCAUGGGCCCUGAUUAUAGGGUACUUGUCCACAGAGCACGCAAACUGGCCCAGCAAUACUACCUGGUUUAUAACGAACCCAUUCCAACAGCUCAGCUUGUUCAGAGGAUUGCUUCUGUGAUGCAAGAAUACACGCAGUCUGGGGGCGUACGGCCGUUUGGAGUAUCUUUGCUAAUAUGUGGGUGGAACGAGGGAAGACCAUAUUUAUUCCAGUCUGAUCCUUCAGGGGCUUAUUUUGCAUGGAAAGCAACUGCUAUGGGGAAGAACUACGUGAAUGGGAAGACUUUCCUUGAAAAGAGGUAUAACGAAGAUUUGGAACUGGAAGAUGCCAUUCAUACAGCUAUCUUGACAUUAAAGGAAAGUUUUGAAGGGCAAAUGACAGAAGAUAACAUAGAAGUUGGCAUCUGUAAUGAGGCGGGAUUUAGAAGACUCACACCAACCGAGGUUAAGGAUUACCUGGCUGCAAUUGCCUAGUGAGGGGUCAAGGAAAACUGCACAGAUUCAUACGACGAUCUUUUUUAUUUCAGCCAUUUAAAUUUGGCUUCUGCACUCUUAUUUCUACUUGGGUUAUCUUAUAGAUUUUUUAAAAAGAAAUGUCAUGGAUCAAAUGCUACUGCCCUAAUGUGGGAUCAUUGUACAAAAGUAUAAUGGGAAUUUACACAAUCUGGAAAAAAAUAAAAUCAUAACUAAGGGUA
Heteronotia binoei (common prickly gecko) is the source of this 1037-nucleotide messenger RNA. It is a transcript of the gene PSMA2, whose product is annotated as proteasome 20S subunit alpha 2. Gene Ontology annotation, biological process: ubiquitin-dependent protein catabolic process. NCBI's taxonomy places the organism in Eukaryota, Metazoa, Chordata, Lepidosauria, Squamata, Gekkonidae. Gene Ontology annotation, cellular component: proteasome core complex, alpha-subunit complex; proteasome core complex. The transcript is spliced from 8 exons. The record is from RefSeq and is a predicted model, not a curated record. The coding region runs from base 112 to 816 and encodes 234 amino acids.